Messenger RNA from Cherax quadricarinatus, 9069 nucleotides. RefSeq names its product extracellular serine/threonine protein CG31145. Gene Ontology annotation, molecular function: protein serine/threonine kinase activity. The record is from RefSeq and is a predicted model, not a curated record. Gene Ontology annotation, cellular component: Golgi apparatus. NCBI's taxonomy places the organism in Eukaryota, Metazoa, Arthropoda, Malacostraca, Decapoda, Parastacidae. Gene Ontology annotation, biological process: protein phosphorylation.
UAGUAGAGCUCAGUGUGUUGUGGACUGUGAGUGAGGGUGGUUGUACGCUCCUCCCAGGGUGAACUCUCCCUAGUUUUGUCCUCUCGAAACGUCGAGGCGUGAAAACAGGAACGAUUUUGUUCGUAACUCCCCUCGUGCACUAAGACAUGUGUUGUUUCUUUGCUGUAUUAUAGGAUAUUCGUCUUCAGUAUUUUUUUACCUAAAAUUAGUGCACAUUAUUAAAAAAAACUUGUGUUACUGGAACCCACAAGAUAAGACUUCCAAGAUUGGGAUUAAAAAACUACCGCUCCGAGGAAGAAUUUACAGCCUGGUGUGGCCCCUCGCAUCGGUGUGGUCUUAAUUGCUGUGGCCACCCAUACUGGUGUGGCCCGAGUUGAUGAGAUGAGAGGAGUUGAUCGACCCCAAGAAAUGGAAACAUAACUACAGUGAUGUGAGUUGAUUGGCAGAAGUUGAGAGGCGUUUUGGCCAGGUUAUUGGUAGUGGUGAGACGACCCGAGAGAAGAAGUGAAAGAGGAACGCAUCACCGACCACCAGUUAUGGCGACCACCCUAUAGAAGAAUUCCUCCCAAGGCGCCCCUAGACAUGUUAACGUGACUGCACAUCUUCUGACUUUCUCCCCAUUUAUCCUCUCUGUCUUUCCUUUUUUUCUCUCUGUUACCGCUUCCGUCCCUCUUCUUCCAGUAUCUUGUUUUUCCCUCUUUCUCGUUUGUCCUGCAAGAUGAAGUUGAAAGAGCGAGUGGUAAUCGCGGUGAUGACUGGAUUGGUGCUGUUGACGGUUGUGCUGGUACUGGACGUGGAAACCCGCCUCACGUCGGACGACCGCCCGCACACGCCCGCCCACGCCCGCGUCCAAUACGCCUUCCGCCAGCGCCACCUGCAGAAAACCAGCAACGGGUCGCGGGAGGCUUCCCUGGCGGCGGCGGCGUCCGCCCAGCUGAACGCCGCUAACGACGACCCGGCUCACCCGCCCGCGGGCGCCGGUGAGGCGCUGCUGGGCGUCGGCGCCACGAGCGGUCGUGAGGCGCCCAAAUCAACGCCCACCGUACCGCCUGACCCUUACGACGACCUAAUAAAAGUAGUCAUGAAGGUGGAGACUCUCAGCAAGAAGACUCGAAGACGCCGGAAGCAUUGGAACCCCACACUCGGAGAGCUCCUCGGUCUUGACCUGAGGGAGAACGCGACGCUGUGGGAUACCUUCCACCUGGGCAUCUCCAGAGAUGAGCUGUAUGGGUCUGAGGACCCCACUGUCAACAGACUCCUGCAACAGGUGGCCACCAUGCCCAUCACACACAUUACUCAGAAGGAAGGCGGGACACAGCUUAAACUCAUCAUUGAGUUCAUCGACGGUGGACAUGCACUCUUCAAGCCCAUGAGGUUCCCCCGCGAGCAGCAGACUCUCAAGAACCAUUUCUACUUCACUGACUUCGAGCGACACAACGCGGAGAUCGCCGCCUUCCACCUGGACAGGAUGUUGGGAUUCCGGCGAGCGGUGCCUAUCGUGGGUCGCAACGUCAACAUAACCCAGGAACUGUACGCGCUGGCACAGGGCGACCUGCUCAAAACCUUUUUCAUCUCUCCCGAUAACAACCUCUGCUUCCAUGGCAAGUGUAGCUACUACUGCGACACCGCCCACGCCAUCUGCGGCAAUCCCGACAUGCUAGAGGGAUCCUUCGCCAUCUUCCUGCCGGGAAAAGAGGCGGCUCCCCGCAAGGUGUGGCGUCACCCGUGGCGCAGAAGCUAUCACAAGCGACGCAAGGCGCAGUGGGAAGUUGACGACGAUUACUGUGAUCUCGUGAAGGAGGUCCACCCGUAUAAUGAAGGGAGGCGACUUUUGGACAUCAUGGAUAUGUCGGUUCUCGACUUCCUCAUGGGAAACAUGGACCGACAUCAUUACGAAACGUUUAAGAUGUUUGGGAACAACUCUGCCCCACUGCAUCUGGACCAUGGUCGAGGGUUUGGUAAACCCUUCCACGACGAGGUGUCUAUCUUGGCGCCCGUCUACCAGUGCUGUUUGAUCCGACACUCUACUCUCGCCUCUUUAUUAAGGUACCACACGGGUCCUCAUCGUCUGAGUGAAGCAAUGAGGUCGUCUCUAAGCGUCGACCCAGUCAACCCUGUCCUGUGGGAGCCCCACCUUACUGCCUUGGAUCGAAGGCUCAAUAUUAUUCUCCAGGUUAUACGGGAGUGUGUAGAAAAGGCUCAAGAUCCUUUACAUGUUAUUGUUAAUGAUUUUCAUUAAAGGAGCGAGAUGCUCCUUGUUUGGGAAACACGAGAUAAAAAGACUCGCAGACGUGUACGGGAUCAAGGACCACUACCCGUCAAACUCUGGUCUCGUUCGUGAGCCAUUUAUAAAUAAGUGAUAUUCCCAAGUUGAAAAUUACUGUAAUAUUUAUAUAUGAAAUUAAUGUGUGAAUAAUGGACAUUAAGCUGUGAGGGCACAGCUGUCUGUUAGUAUAUUUAUGUUGAGUGUCUGUGAAGGAGAAACAGAAAUUGUCCAAUACUUCACUAUGGUACAUUGUGUGAGCUUGGGUGACGGGUUCUGCAAUUGGAUUUGCACAGUAUUUGUUACACUUCUGUUGAUCAUCACUCAAAAUAGUUUUGAAACUUUAAAAAUGUGUUUGAGGCACGCCAUUUUGGAAAUGUCAGAAACCGCCAAUAAAUUUAAUGGGUGUUACUAUAUUAGUACAGUACCUGUGACUGGUUUCGGGAGUUCUGCUGCUCUUGAGGCUUGGCCUGAGCCCGGACUGGUUGCUAAAAUACGUGUGGUGCUAAAAUCAAGGGAAUGGAAUGUUGUGGUCAGACCCGGCAGCACUGAGGAGAAUUGAAAACUCUUCAGUGGAGGAUAAGAAAUUGAUUAUACUCAUAAGAGAAGCAUUUAAUUUUAGGGUUCAUACAGCGCAUGGGGUGAAUGGGAAGCAGUUAGGUUUGAUCCAAGGGAAGAGGGAGGGCAGCUCCGGUUCCUUGAAUCAAGAGCACCUUCAACAUCAUGAAGAAAUCGAAAGAACCAGGUGUUCCUUCACCCUCACGCGAUCGACCAAUAUUUUGUUUUUAUUUACUCGAUUCAUUACAGCUAAUUUUUGCUUAAACAUUUGACUAGGAAUAUUUAAAAAAAAAUAAAGAAACUAGAUUGAAAUAUUUAUAUAUUAAACUGUACAUCAAGUUCUUGUUUCGUGUAUUAUAUAUAUAUAUAAUUUUGCCUAAAUUAAGUGUAUGGAUAGAUAUGUUCGUGUGAAGUGGCAUAACAAACACAUUGGGAACUGGACAGUAAAAACUUAGUGACCAGAUUGAACUCUGCUAUAAUUACCAUUCAGUUGUAGCUUAAUUUUACCCAUUCCAAAGCCGCCAUAAAUUUAAUUGGCGUUAUUGAAUUUCAGUGAAAAAUACUAAAGUGAUAUUUAGCCUUUGCAGUUAUUUCAACUAUAAAUUUACACUUUUGGCAAAGCAGUUAUUGGUUUAUGGCUAAGAUCACAGGUUCUUCACAUGACACACGUCACACACUAUGAACUCGAUGAUAUAAACAAAUAAAAUCUCCAUAUCUUCACAGUUUUCUGUUGUGUUGCAAGAUUACAGUGUUAUCUGCAUUUCUGGUACUUUACAUUGAGGAAAAUGAUACCGAGUAAUGAACGUUAUAAAGGUCAUUUAAAAAAAAUUAUCAGACCUUUGUAUUAAAUCUCAAAAUUCGAUUCCUCUACCCUGUGUGGCUGCUUUCAUGGUCUUGAUAUGUUUACUUAACACCCAUCACGUAGGAGGGUUUUCGUGGCGUGGGAUAUUCGUUGUUCUCAAAAUGAGAGCAGUAAAUGGAAUUUUCUCAAAGUUUAUAUUAAAUUAUUGUUCAUUAUUAACAGGGACAUGCAGCGUUAUUGAAAAUUUUAUGAAAGUUUCUCAGAUAUUUUAUGAUUAAUAUUUGUUUGUGUUCACUCUGAGAAGUUUGAUAAAUGCAUAAAAUUUAUAUAUAAUUAUAUAUAUAUAUAUAUAUAUAUAUAUAUAUAUAUAUUUUAUAUUAUAUAUAUAUGUGUGUGUGUGUAAUGUUGGUGUAAUAAAAUGUACUUAACAGUGGUCAAAGAGAAGAAAACCCACACGAGACAAACCAGGAAGGAUGAUAGUCCGUGUAUUUCGACCUUUAGCUGAGGUCGAAAGUCACAGCAGCAGAUAUCUGAUAAAGAGACCAUCAGCAGAGAGGCCGAUAUUCAGACCACCAUUCUUCCUCAUUUUUCUCACGUCGGGGAUUUCUUCUCUCACUGACCAGUGUUCAUUACAUUCUGUUGCGCCAGCACAUGAUGUAUAUUUCCUCUAAUUUCAUAAUUACACAAAAUUUUAAAAUUGAAGUUUAUACUUAUUAGAUAAUAUUGGUUGUGCAUUGUAAGAGUCACCAGGAAUCAUUUUUUUCCCUCCAUGCUAAUUUCAACUCAUCAGUGAUGUCAACACGAAAAACUUAUUGCUCAAGAGGAAUGAUAAAUUUGGUUUGACAAAGCAUAAACCCAAAAUAUAAAAUUAUAUUCUCAGCUUCCCAAACUUUUUUUAAAUAGUGUGUGAAAUUCACUUUUUAACAUAUACACUGUGAAGCAAAUGCGGUACUUAAAGCAAAACAAUUCAUUGUUUAGACUGACAACCAAGAAUUUGUACAUUUGAUUAAGACAAUUAUUGAUGGAGUCUCUAAUCAGAGAUGUUAUAAUUAAACCGAACUUGCAACAUUGCUCAUAGUGGAGAUAUAUUACUGGAUUUAUUGGAAAUACAUUACUUUUUAACCUUAAAAAAAAAAGUCGCUGAAAAGGGCUAAGUAUUGUAGCAAGAAAGAAGAAACUAUUUAAAAGAAUUAAUUAUUUUAACAAAAAAACUGAAGUAAAGUCUGCAGGUUAUUUAAGGCAGAUAAGUAACACAGAAAAUUACUAGUCGAAUGUGUGUGAAUAUUACAACUGUUUUGCCAAGACUUGCAUUGGCACUCUGCUAAUGCAUUAAUACUAUGCUCAUGCAUUGGCAAUGCUCACAUGUAUUGACUUUGCUCAUGCAGUGGCACUGUGUUCAUGCAAUAAGAUGUAUGUUACACACUCACUGGUUAUUUAUUUGCACAAAUGUUUAUUACCCAUGUAAAUUUUGUCGUAUUUUUAACUAAUACCAAGACUUUAAAAUUAUUACCAGAAAUCUCUUUUAUACGCUCACACAGCUUCAUGCUGAAGGAGGAGGGGGGGGGGGUGUACAUAUGCAGGCCCAUGAACAAUCCUUUUCGCAUGGUUUAUUUAUAUAUGUUAACCAUGAUCAUGAGUUCACUGAUAGUUUUUUUGAAAAAAAAAAUAUACAUAAAACAUUUUUUUGUGUUUCACAGUACAGGACUCUAGUAAUGCACCACAUGUGCAUCCUAGUAAAUUCAGUUUUGGACCCGCUUGCAAGACAGGAACACUGUUCAGGUUCUUUCAUAUGGUAAUCUUCACUGUCUGGUGGCAUCUGCCCUAUAAUAUUUGAAGUGGUUUUAGGGAUAUUAGGCGUUGUGGGCUUUAGGGUGAACUCAACAUUUGAACUUUGGUGAAGAAUGCCUUAAAAAAUUAUUUGCAUGUAAAAAAAAUAUUUUUUUUUCCGUUUUUUCAUAAACAUUAUUGUUUAAUGGCAUUUCUUCACCAUACUUAGAUGGUGAAUUCCUUCUAUAACACUUUGCUGCUUCCUGAUAAAGAAAUCACCAAUCUACUCCCCACAUGCCUUGUAUUAUAUUACUUCUCAUAAAACAUUCCACCAUCAUUCCUUUUUAUCCAGGUAAUGAAUAUUUAUAUAGUAUAUGUAAGUUUUGUAAUUUAAAGUUGUGUUGAAAUGUUAAGAUUAUACAAAAUUUACAAGUCUAUUUACUUUAAGUAAAGUUGAACAAAAGUGGGAAAUUAUGCAUUUUGGUGCACCAGAAAUAAAGGACCACGAGUCGAAGUGAAAGUCAACAUCUGAACUGUUAUAGCGACAGCCUGCAACACUGUUUAUCUUAAAAAUAUGUAAACAAAAUUAACUUUUUUUUUUUUUUUGCAUUAUCAGUAAUCAUUUAAUGAUGUAUAUAUAUAUAUUUUUUUUGGCGAUGUUCAGAUGUUGACAUCUUCACUUGGUAUUGUAACGUCUUAAAGUUAAUAAAAAUCUCGCACGGAAAAGGUUUUAUACUAAUUGUUAGUUAUUGGCAGUUAGUGUUAAUUAUAACAUUGUUGAGAUUGGUAUCACUGUUGAUUACCGAAAGCAGAAAGGAAUAACAUUUAUGGUAAUGGAAGACUGGAGGAAGUUGUUGGUUAUGGGGAACACAAUGACAAGCAAAACACCAUAAAUGUAUCAGCAAUUCAUUUAUAUGGAUGGGUUAUAUUUUCUUUAUAUCACACUUACUCCCAGUUUAUACGUGUGUACUUGUGUGUGUGUGUGUGUGGAGGAAUAUUGCCCAUGGUUACACGUGAGGAGUCACGUUAAAAGUACCCAUUGUAUUCACAAUUGUCCAGAUGUGUAAACAAUUUUUUUUUAAAGUUGCGGUGCAUUCAUUUUUAAUUUCAUAAGCAUUUAGCGUGGGCAUCAAAUGAAGAAAUAUCUGCAUCUCAUAGUAGCUAUCACGACAGAGAUUAUUUAACACUUCAGGCAUAUAUAAUGAGUGUUUCAUGUAUAUCUCAGUGAGGCAUAUUUUCAUAUUUAGUUUGUACAUAGAAUAGACCUACAAGAAGUUAUGCAUGAAGCUGAUGAGCAUUGUGUGUGCCCUAGAGAAUUAGUGAGAAGGCUGAAUGUUGGUGAAUAGCCGUACUGCAUAGAGUAUAUUUUGUGAUAUGGCAAUAUUAAAGUAGGAUUAAGGAUAUUAUUUUCUUAGUCUAUUAUUACAUUUGCUCUAUUUAUAUUAAAAAAAUACUGUAGGUAAGAGGCAGCGUGUAGAUCAAUUAUUUUACUGUUGAAAUUGCCAGUUUGGCCGAGUGUUAACGUGGCGCUGCAGCAGCAGUUGUGUAUACCGUAAGCGCAGUUUCCUCCUCGACAAGGGCUGUGAUCUAACUUUUUAGUUUAUUUUUUAGACUGUUAAUAUCAUAAUCUUUUGCGAAAAAGUGUUUUUUCUUGAAGUUUGAUGAUGAUAAAGUGAGAUAUUAUCGAGAACGCUGAAAUUAAAAAUGUCGUAGUUAUUGUAUACAAAGUGGUCGUUAAUAUCUGAAACUAUAAUUUAGUUUAUAAUUUUAUUAUAAAAAAUAUAGCUAUUGAAAUGUAUGUCAUAGGAAAAAAAAUGUUUGUCCAUAACUUACAAGUUGAGAGCUCAAGACAUCUCACUUGUAUGUUUCUUGUACAACCUGACUUUUGUUUUUGGGGUAAUAUUAAAAUAUUGUUUCUAAUACUGUGAAAAUUCCUUUCAGCUAGUAGAUGUGCAAUUGUUUAUCUGUAAGAAUCCUCUGCGAAUUUGUAAAUUCUGUUACGCUUAAGACUGACUGGUGGGUCCUGUCCAUCAGAUGCAGUAUUUACAUUGCUCGAAGCCUGAGCCUUUUAAGUUUGUAACCAAAUAAAAUCAAAGCUAAAUUGUGACCCUAAGCCAAUUGGCUGGUGGUCGUGAGGGUAUUGUUUCAAUGAAUUCUUGAAGUGCAGGAAUCCCACUUUAUCUUCCCUCCUUAUAUCAGUCUUCCAUGUCAUAUUAAUUCUACUUCUCAGCUAGAAAACCUUUGUAGUUUGUAUCAAAUGUAUAUUAUAGAAAACAGAGCUCCUUACAUGUUUCAUUGAAAAAAAAAUACAGAAAAUAUAUUUUCUUUGAGUCAUUUCAGCAAAUUAUUGUACUGGAACAUCUAACUUAGUUAUUGAAACGAAAAUUAUAUAUAUAUAUAUGUCGUGCCGAAUAGGCAGAACUUGCUAUCUUGGCUUAAAUAGCAUCGCUCAUCUUGCCAUAUAGGAUAAGUGAAAAUUUGUGUAUGCAAUAAUUUCGCCAAAAUCAUUCUGAAUCUAGCGAAAAAAAUAUAUUUCGCUGUGUUUGAUUAGUAUUAAAUUAUUGUAAACAAAUCUAAAAUAUAUUUCGUUGGGUUAGGCUAAAAUAAAUUGUUCUUGUUAUAAUAAGGUUAGGUAAGUUUUCAAAGAUUCUUUUGGAGCAGAAUUAAAAUUUUUUACAUUAACAUUAAUGAAAAAAAUAUAUCUUUAAACGUAUAAGAGAAAAUUUUAGCAAGAACUCAUUUAAAAUUAAGUCCUUUCUAAUUGACCAGUUUUACAUAUUCGGCACGACAUUAUAUAUAUAUAUAUUACACGCACACAUGGGUUAGAGCAGGAUUAACCCGUACAAUCCAUAUCAAAGAACACUACUUAAACCACACAGCCAGACCUCAAAUAAUUAUGGACUUCCCGUUAAUACAAGGCGUUGUUUCCCCAUACCCCGGAGCACCAGGCUUGUGUUUAAGCUAUUUCAUCUCAUCCUGCAUUUGUCCACAAAGGAUUUUUAGAAUGCUCAACAAUUAUCGAACGACCGAGGUUGGAGAUAAUGUAAAUAAUUUCGCUCAUUCAUGAACUGUUAUUAUUAUUAUUAUAAUCAAGGGGGAGCGCUAAACCCGUAGGAUUAUACAGCGCCUGGGGGGCUGUGGAAACCAUUCAGGCUUAAUUCGGGGAACCGGAGCAGAGAUGCAAUUCCCUAAAUCAAGAGCCCCUCACCAUCAUCAAGGAACCUUCCCUGAGGGGUCGUGAACUGUUAAGCAGUCUAAAAUUCUCUCACGAGCCAAUACAUGUGGCAGGAUGAGACGAAAUAAGCCUAGUGCUCCAGAAAACCAUCACCUUGUGUCAGCUAGGCGCCCGUACUUACCCGUUAUCUGGCUGUGUGGUACAAGCACUGUAUACGGUGUUACAGUGCAUGGAAGUUCGAAUCCUGAGCUGGUCUGAGAUAAUGUUUGUAAAUAAUUUCGCUCGUUUGCAAAUUUAAGCAACUGUGAAAUAUUUAAAGACUUGAGGAAAAGUUAUAAAAUUGGUGCUAAGCUUUCCAGAACAGUUGAAAAAUCGUCAUGUGUAUAGAAAGAGAACAAAUAUAACUUCACUCAGCUUCCUUGUUUUUUCCUCGAGAGGAAAUGGGAUGGAAAACAUAUCUGGGGAAAAAUCAUCAUUGUUAAUGUAGGAUAAAUGCUCGCUAAA